Messenger RNA from Nematostella vectensis (starlet sea anemone), 2415 nucleotides. Its product is annotated as nuclear respiratory factor 1. The coding region runs from base 432 to 1865 and encodes 477 amino acids. Gene Ontology annotation, molecular function: DNA-binding transcription factor activity, RNA polymerase II-specific; RNA polymerase II cis-regulatory region sequence-specific DNA binding. Gene Ontology annotation, cellular component: nucleus. The transcript is spliced from 2 exons. NCBI's taxonomy places the organism in Eukaryota, Metazoa, Cnidaria, Anthozoa, Actiniaria, Edwardsiidae. The record is from RefSeq and is a predicted model, not a curated record. Gene Ontology annotation, biological process: regulation of transcription by RNA polymerase II.
CUUCGCUGGUGAGAAUUAGCCCAACAAAUCUUCUUCCCCUCGUGCUUGUCGAAUAUUCGUCGAAUUCGAAAAGCAUCUUGGGAUUGCUGUCCCCUGUCCCGAAACCCGCGGGAUUGCCCCUGUAGUAUGUGACAGGCAGCCCCUUAGGGAUGGCUUUGUUGUUCAGCACAUGCGCCCGUUUGCCGUCGUUCUAUUGAGCAGCCGCCAUCGUCCUUCACCGCGCACGACGAGGGAGCAGCUUCUUUGCGCAGAUUCAGUACCCUUCGCCUGUUAUUCUAUUCCGCUGUUGAAACCAGGUAUUUGAGUAAGGUUAAAGAGUAGGUUUUGCUGUUUUCUGGUAAUAAUGAACCCGGAAUCGGACAGCGAAGAACAAACUGGCUCAAGAAGUAGGCAUCCACCAUUCGGGCCUUUCGCCCAGCCUUUCCCAUUCCAUGACGUCCAUGACACAAGCAAUGUCUCACUCGAUGAGCGUUUCGCAGAGUCUUUCGGAUGACGAACCCUCAUCCCCUGAAUCCACCUUCGAUGGCAGUGAUCUAUUGACUUCUACUGUCAACGAUGAAGUUACAGCACAGCUCGCCGCUUCCGGGCCUGUAGGAGUUGCCGCCGCCGCUGCGAUAGCCACUGGAAAAAAGAGAAAAAGACCUCAUUCCUUUGAAACUAAUCCUUCGAUUCGCAAACGACAACAGACGCGUUUGUUGAGGAAGCUUCGAGCCACCAUUGAUGAGUAUACUACGCGCGUAGGGCAACAGGCUAUAGUACUCUGCGUGUGCCCUGGAAAACCAAAUCCUCUCUUUAAAGUUUUUGGAGCCGUACCGCUUGAGAAUGUUAUACGGAAUAUGAAACAACUGAUCUUGCCUGAUUUGGAAAAUGCAUUAGCAGAACAUGCUCCUCCACAAGCAACAGAGAAUCCAGACAUCCCUACCCUCCCUCCCUUAGUGAUUGAUGGCAUACCAACUCCAGUUGAUAAAAUGACCCAAGCCCAGCUGAGAGCAUUUAUCCCUAUGAUGCUACGAUAUUCUACUGGGCGUGGAAAGCCUGGAUGGGGUAAGGAGUCAACUCGACCAAACUGGUGGCCUGUUGACCUACCUUGGCAGAAUGUUCGCAGUGACUGCCGGUCAGAGGAGCAAAAGGCAAAAGUGUCAUGGACUAAUGCCUUACGGCAGAUAGUUAAGAAUUGCUACAAGUAUCAUGGCAGAGAAGAUUUAUUGCCACUUUUUGCAGAAAAUGAUGCAGUCCAGCAACACCAGUAUGCACACCACCCCCAACAGAUGGUCCACACCAUCUCAAAUGCUGACGGUACUGUGUCACUGAUACAGGUGGAUGCAUCAGGAGCUGUGAGUACUAUUGCAGAUGUUUCGCAUUCCCAGACAGAAGCCACACAAGCCGUUGCCACACUAGCAGAAGUUGCUGCAGCAACCCAAGCUGAGGUCUGUCUACCACAUGGCCAUCAGAACAUGGAGCACGACCAGUUGUCACACUCAGAAGCGGCCGCGCAAGCUGCUGUUGCCACACUUGCAGAAGCAACUCUUGCAGAUGGAGGCCAGAUAGUCUUGCCUGAACAUGCUGCUGCCGCAUUACAGGGUGUCCAGGGUGACCUUUCCACCUCUCAGAUGGUGACAAUACCAGUUCAAGCUGCUGCAUCGUUAAUGCAAAUACAGGGCCACACUAUGCUGACCAACUCACAGGCACAGUUCAUCACCUCCGUUCCACAAGUUGCCAUGGCGCCACACACCAUCGUUACUGUGACUUCAGGUGGUCAUACUCAUCAUCAUCACAUUGUUGACACCAACUGUGAUGGGGUGCCUGUGGCGACACAAGCAGUUGAAGUAGUAACCCUUGAUAACACUCAGGAAUCUAUGACAUAGUCCACUUCACAGCGUAAAUGAUGGACUUUGUUAUUAGGUAGGCACAAAGUGCAAGUGAGUGCAUGUUACUCUUUUAUCAGUAUUCUAACAAUUAUUGUCAAUGAAAUCAUCUUGACAUGGCUCCUGUCAAAAAAGUCAUCAUGGAUAUUUAUUACAAGAAGCUACGACAACUGUUCUUCCUCUUCUGGAUGUUUUAUUUUGACUUCCUAAUUGAUUUUCAUUCCCUAUGUAAAGGCCACAUAGUGGCUAUUCAAACAUAUUUAUUUUGAUCAAUUUAAGUUUAUAUAUUGUAACUUUGACUAAAUUAAAAUAAUCCAAUACUAUUAAUUGUAAAAAAAAAACCUGGCUCUGAACCCCAAAGUGAUGAACUCUGAAAUAGCCAAGUAUUUUAUUUGACCCUUUUUCAGCUGGAAGUGCAUUGGAUUUCAAUAUAAUCUUGUAAUAAAAUUGUGUUAGUCAGUAUAACAGGGUUCACAGAGGUCUAAAUUCAGUGUUCUUUAAAGUAAUAAAAUAAUUUAAAAAAAACCCUAUAAAAUCUUGGUAUUCGAAA